Messenger RNA from Glycine soja, 2976 nucleotides. Its product is annotated as ubiquitin carboxyl-terminal hydrolase 22-like. NCBI's taxonomy places the organism in Eukaryota, Viridiplantae, Streptophyta, Magnoliopsida, Fabales, Fabaceae. The transcript has 3 exons. The coding region runs from base 557 to 2221 and encodes 554 amino acids. Gene Ontology annotation, biological process: protein deubiquitination. The record is from RefSeq and is a predicted model, not a curated record. Gene Ontology annotation, molecular function: zinc ion binding; cysteine-type deubiquitinase activity.
CCAUCUUGAUUCUUGAUCCAAAUUCAUUAUACUUUUCUUUUUGUAUUAUUACAUUACUUGCAAUGUUACUAUUAUUAUAAUCUUCUUAUAUCUUAGAUUAUACUAUAUGACCAAUGACUCAAUACGCUACUGAGUCGGUUUCUUUUCUCUAUUCUUUUUUUCUUUCUUUCUUUUCAAUAGUAAACGCAAAAGCUCACAAACAACACAAUUUCUGCUGGGUCUUCUCUUCGGGGUCAGACUCUAAAAGCAAGCAUCUAUCUAAUUGAUGGAAGCGUGUUUUCGUAAUUUUAUUUCAUUUUAGUUUUUGUUAUUAUUUCAUGAAUCAUGAUCAUCGUCUUCUUCUCUCGACAAAACCAAUAAGUGUCCACUUCUUUUCACGUUUUCAAUCGUUCUAGUCUUUGUUCUUUGAUCUUCAUUCAUUCUUUUUCGAUCACAUCAUUCUUAACGACACCAUUAAUUACCACCUUCAGUUUCGUUAACAAUCAAUAUUUUUUUUUUUCAAUUUUGUUUUCAAACAUUGAAGUUUAACCUUCUUUGAAAUCCCAUCACCACCGUUAUGUUGCCAAGAAACCCUUCAUACACAAACCCAGAACCCUGCCAGCACCUUGCUGAGUACAAGCUCAAGCAUGGCUUCAAUGGCUACAAAGCCAUCCAAAAGCUCCUCGUGACCUCUCCAAUUGGGAAAACCAGUGUGAAGAAACCCAACACAAAGGUACCCAGAUGCGGUUUCUGUAAUGGGUGUGAAGGGAGGUUCUAUCUAUGCCUGAUUUGUUCUUCAUUUUCAUGUUUGGAUCACACCCUUUUGCACCCUCAAUCUGAAUCUGGUCAUGCUGUAUUUGUAGACAUUGAAAGGACUGAACUUUAUUGUGGAGUGUGCCGUGAUCAAUUGUAUGACCCUGAUUUUGACCAAGUUGUGAUGUCUAAGCACUCAAUGGGGGUGGCAGGUGGUGCCACUGGGAAUGAAAGCAUUGGCCAGAGAUUGAUCAAGAGGAGGAGAUUGGUUUCUGGGAUUGUUGGAUUGGAUUUGCAGAAAUCUAAGUGCAGAGUUUCCACCAAAGAUCUGAGGGGAAAAUCGUGUUAUCCUUUGGGGUUGAGGGGGUUGAACAAUCUUGGUAGCACGUGCUACAUGAAUUCUGUGUUGCAAGUGUUGCUACAUGCACCUCCUUUCAGAGACUAUUUCCUGAGUGGUGGACAACGUUUGGAAGCUUGUCAUCAUAGAAGAGCCACGGAUCUGAUGUGUUGUUUGCUUUGUGAUGUCAAUGCUAUUUUUUCGGCAGUGUAUUCGGGGGAUCGAAGUCCGUAUAGUCCUGCUCAGUUUCUCUACAGCUGGUGGCAGCAUUCAGCAAAUUUAGCAUGUUAUGAGCAGCAGGAUGCUCACGAGUUUUUCAUUUCGAUGUUAGAUGCUAUCCAUGAGAAAGAGGGCAAAACAAGGAAUGGAAGCAAAGGUAAUGGAGACUGUCAAUGCAUUGCUCAUAAGGUGUUCUAUGGGUUAUUGAGAUCAGAUGUUACCUGUAUGGCCUGUGGAUUCACCUCAACAACCUAUGACCCUUGUGUGGACAUUUCACUUAACUUGGAUACCGAUGUCUCUUCAACUGAAAAGGGUAAAAAACUUACCAAACAAAAUGAGGAUGGCAGUAUGUCUACACUUUCGGGUUGUUUAGAUUUGUUCACAAGACCAGAGAAGUUGGGGUCAGACCAGAAACUUUACUGCCAGAAUUGUCGGGAAAGGCAGGACUCGUUGAAGCAAAUGUCAAUUAGGAAGCUCCCAUUAGUACUUAGUUUGCAUGUAAAACGAUUUGAGCACUCUUUUGUUAAAAAGUGUUCAAGAAAAAUAGAUCGCUACCUACACUUCCCAUUUUCCUUAGACAUGACUCCAUAUCUGUCCUCCUCAAUCCUCAGAGCCAGAUAUGGGAAUAGAAAUUUUACUUUUGGGGGUGAUCAAUCAGAUAUGUUUUCUGAGUUCGAGAUUUUUGCAGUGGUGACACAUUCGGGGACACUCGAGUCUGGCCAUUAUGUUUCUUUUGUGCGUGUAAGGAAUCAAUGGUACAGAUGCAAUGAUGCUUGGAUAACUGUGGUUGAUGAGGCUACAGUCAGAGCUUCACAGUGUUACAUGAUUUUUUAUGUGCAAAAAACUCUGCACAAUAAAGCAAAUGAAGACCUGAGUCACGUGCCAAAUUCCCCUGGAAGAGACCUAUUUCUUCCUAUUGCUGGAUGUUGCUAGAAAAGAGGAUUAUAUUGUAAAGUGAGUACAAGUGGAUUAUAAUGUGUGUUUUCUGUAGCCAUUGAAAACAAGCUUAAUGCUCGGCGAGGGAAUUUAUUUUCUUCUGAUUUUCCCUCAGGUUUGGAGAAUCACAGUUCACAGUUAACAAAAUUGAUUUGCAAUAUGCAUCUUAAAGGUUCAGACUGCUAAAACCCGGAUAUGAGAAUGAGAAGCCAGGUUGCUAAUUUGAUUCUAAUUGAAUAUUUGCAUGUGGUUAUGUCAUAGGCAGCAUUGAAACAAAGAACAAGGAGCCAGAAGUGACUCGACUCCUUCAAAAAAUUUCACAACAUGCUUACUCAGAUUCUUUAAUUGCAGGUAGUCGUGUACAUAACCCUUUUCAACUGAUGCUAACCAAAGUUGUUCAACAACCAUUAUUACUCUUCUGUCUCCACCAAGUGAAGCGUGGAGAAAAAGAAAGUUAAGGGCAAAAAGGUGAUUGUGUGGAUGACUGUCUCCGAUUCCUGUGUCUAACAAGGACAUUGUAAUAAUACUCCUAGUCCAAUGUGCACAUUGCAUUAUGUCUGUCUUUUAUUGAGAGUGCAGAUUACUUAAAUGGGUUGCUUCUUUGGUGCACAAUAGACAAGGGUUUUGUUGAAGGCAAGUUUAUUCUUUUAAAGAUGAUGUGAGAAAUAUUAUCGCUCUAACUUUUAAGUUAUGUUUGCUGGUUGAGUGAAAAUGCUGCUAUGUGAUUAAUAAAUAUCUGAUAUUGAAGUCAA